Molecule: messenger RNA, 1651 nt
Organism: Pygocentrus nattereri (red-bellied piranha)
Lineage: Eukaryota; Metazoa; Chordata; Actinopteri; Characiformes; Serrasalmidae
Gene: grpel1
Product: GrpE-like 1, mitochondrial
Exons: 4
Coding region: 48-701 (217 amino acids)
Biological process (GO): protein folding; protein import into mitochondrial matrix
Cellular component (GO): PAM complex, Tim23 associated import motor
Molecular function (GO): protein homodimerization activity; adenyl-nucleotide exchange factor activity; protein-folding chaperone binding
Source: RefSeq, a predicted model, not a curated record
UCGCCGUGGCGGCGCGUGCGCGUUCCCGCAGGUCCACUGGAGUGAAGAUGGCGAGCUUGUGUGCGCGCGCGGCGAGACAGAGCUGCCUCAGACUGCUGUCACCUUCAGCCUUCAGAGCUACACCCCGCCUGCUCUGCACGGCAGCCCAGCAGAAGAGCCCUGGAGCGGGAUCGGAGGAGGAGAAUGGAGCGCAGAAACCCGAACCACCCGCCGCAGAGAAGGCCUUAACUGAGGAGAAAGCUCAGCUGGAAGAACAGGUCAAAGAACUCACGGACAAAUACAAGCGGGCGCUGGCCGACACAGAGAACAUUCGGCAGAGGAGUCAGAAGAUGAUAGAUGAGGCUAAGCUGUAUGGAAUCCAAGGCUUCUGCAAGGAUCUUCUGGAGGUGGCUGACAUCUUGGAGAAGGCGACGCAAAGCGUGCCCAAAGAGGAAGUGAGCUCUGAGAAUCCGCACCUGAAGAACCUGUACGACGGGCUGGUGAUGACAGAGGUUCAAAUCCAGAAGGUCUUCUCCAAGCACGGUCUGGUGAAGCUGGACCCUGCUGGGCAGAAGUUCGACCCCUAUGAGCACGAAGCCCUCUUCCACGCCCCUGUCGAGGGCAAAGAACCCGGCACAGUUGCCUUGGUUACUAAAGUAGGCUACAAGCUUCAUGGCCGAACCCUCCGGCCGGCCUUGGUGGGUGUGGUGAAAGCCCCCUAAUUGACUUAUUUUUAUGGCCUACUCACCAAUUCGGUCUUUCUAAGCAACUGUUGCUGGGAUUGACGAGUUUUUUAGGACACUGGUAAAAAAAAUCCCAUUCAACCUAAUGAGAAACUGUAGAACAGACUGUUUAUAUCACAAUACCUACAUUUAGAGCCAGUUAUUAAUUUCAGAUGUUUAUUUUGCAUGAAUAAUCAGGACAGAGUGGUCUAUUAUUUUGGAGGUUUUUAGCAGUAAACAUAUGCAGUUGAUGGUCUAUUGUAAGGAUUGUUGGUUUCAGUUUCUCAUAAGAUUGAAUGGGAUUUUUUCCCCAGCAUUCUGUAAAGCUUAUCCAAAUUCGUAACACUAGCUACGAAAGAGCACAUUGGUGGGCGGAGCCUGGGUAGGUAAUUUGGUUUAGUUUUGCUGCAGUAAAGGACAGCGGAACGAGCCGUCCAGUCUUUGUGCUGCUGAAGAUGCUGGACUCUAACUUCACAGUGAUGACCAACAGUACGGAUGAUAGUGGAUUGAUUCAACUUUGAAUUUCUAUAUGAAUAGUGACGAAUAUAAUUUAUGUUUAUGAUCAUUCGAGUGCAUUUUUUGAGAGUGGAGUAAGUGGCAGAUGGUGAGAGAUACAUGGAUGGUGGCUUAAAAACCCUCUAUGUUUUGGAGGAGUAGGCAUAAUCACAACUUAACAGCGGUGAUCCUUCAUGACAAGACAGUCCAGGAAAUGCAUUUUGAAUCCUUAGAAAGUUUCAAACUUGUCCAGUAGAGUUUUUAUACAUUUAAGACAAUUUUGGACAAAAAAGGGCUUAUAAUUUUCUACAUAAAGUCUGUAUACUCAGCAUAGAUCUUCAUCCUGCAUCCAAAACCUCUUCAGUUUAAGGCAGCGUAGCAAACGUUCACGGCACGCUGAUCAUUUUUUUUCUGCCCUAAUGCGUCUAUUAAACUUCUGAAGGCUUUAAUAAUCA